AUGUCUUCGUCAACAGAUCAUCAACAAGGAAAUCAUAUUCUUCAACCAUCGUAUAUUAUGGAUGGUACAACAUCAUUAAAUGGUACAAAUGAAACAUUACCAUUAUGUGAUAUUAAAAUUAUUUGUAUACAAAAAAAAAAGAGAACUAAACGUCAUAUUUAUUUAACAUUUGUUGAAAGUUGUCCAUUAUCAUCAUCAAAUGAACAACCAUGUAUAGAAAUAAUAGGUAAAACAAAUGGUUCAUCAAUAUUAUUAAAUGAAUGUAUAUCAUAUGAAUAUUUUGAUACAAUUAAAAAUGAUUUUCAAUCAUUUAUUUAUAUUUAUUUUGAAAAUUAUACAAUAUCAAUACAUUUUUCUGAUGAACAUAUACAUAAAAAACCUCUUAUUAUUAAACAUUUUGAAUAUAUGUAUAAGAAAAAUAAUGAACAAUCAAAUGAAAUUAAUAAACAACAAAUAUCUCAAGAAUUACCAUGUUUAUCAAUAACUGAAAAUAUUUUACAUACAUUUGAUAUUAAAUUAAUUCCAUAUGGAACAAUUAUAUCUCAUAAUCAUAUAUUAAUUGGUCAUGCUCGUCUUUAUUUUACUACAACAGAUCUUUAUAUAUCUUCAAUUGAUUGUAAUCAAAUUGAUUUAAAAACAACAAUUACAAAUCAAUGUCCAUCAAAAGAUAAACCUAUUUUAUGUAUACCUUAUUUUACAAUAAAACAUUAUGGAAAUCGUUCAAAUAUAUUUCUUAUUGAAUUAGGUAAAUCAAAUUAUGGUAAUGGUGAAAUACAUAUGAAAUGUCUUUCAUCAUCAUUAGCAAGUACAAUACAUUUAUUAGCUAGUCCUGUUAUUGAAGAACGACCAUUAAUACUUUCAUCAGCAUUUCAAAAUCAAUUAUUAACACAUAAAAGAAUGGAAAAAUCGAAAAAUAUUCAUCCACCUAUACAACUUAAUCAUGAUACAGUAAAUUCAUCUAUUGCUGAUCGAUCAUUACCUUUUUCUAAAGAACUUUCAAUUGAACGUUUAUCAGAAAAUUCAACGAAAUCCAAUCAAGUAAAAUCACGUUCAUUAUUUAGUUGGGUUCGUAAAUUAGUUAAAAAUACUACACAAUUACAACGAUCAUAUCAAUUUGAUAGUAAUCAAAAUCAUUUAAAUCAACAAUCAAAAAUUUUAUCAUCAUCAAUGAAUAAAUUUUUUGAAUUAAAUAUUGAAGAAAAACAAAUUUCUCAUGAUCAACAACAGAAUAUUUUACCAAAAUCUCAAAGUACAAUUGAUUCAUUAGAAUUAAUUAAAAAUAAAACUAAUAAAAUUUCUGUGAUCUCAUCUUCAAAUAAACAAGAAACAACUAAUGGAACAUAUAUUGAUAUGGAAAUAACAACAUCUACAGAUAUUGGUAUUAAUACUACUAUCAGUUUACCACCACAUGUUCAUUCAGCUAUUAUUGUUGGAAAUUCAGUUCAUUUGAUUGCUGAAGAACGAGCUGUUUUUCCAAUUGGUCAACGUUCCUUCACUUCUCCUGCUAGUGUUAUGCAACCUUUCAAAGCACAAUUACAUGGACAAACAAUUAAUAAUAAUUAUACAACUGAAACUAAUUUGACAUCAUGUGUACCAAAUAAUUCAAGUUCAAUUCAUCAACCAACAUCCAAUUCCAAUUCUCAACAAUCAUUAUUUCUUUCUUAUGGUAUAGUAACAUUAAAUAAAAUUCCAUUAACAUCUGAUCAACCUGAACGUCCAUCAAGUCCAUUAUCGGAUAUUUCAAGUAUUGAUCGUCGACUUAAUUCUGAUCUUAGUCUUAUGUCAAUAUCUCAUCAACAACAAGCAUCAAAUAUUUAUUCAUAUGAUAAUAUAUUAUCAUCAUCAUCAAGUUCACAUAUAUUUCGUACAUUAUCACUUUCAACAAAUAAUAUUGGUGAUAAUACAUCUGGUCAAAUAUGUACAUCAAAUGGUAGUAUUAUAUUUUUUGAUGAUAAUUUAACAGAUCAAGCAACAACAUAUUUACUUGGUUCACCACCAAUACCAUUAACUGAUGAACAAAUUCAAACAAAUUUAUCACGUGUUUCAUCAUUUAAUUUACCAACAUCUAUAUCACGUACACAUUUAUCAAAUAUAAAUGAAGAAAAACUUUCAACAAAUGAUUCAUAUGCAUUUAUUGAACCAUUAUCUAUAAAUGAUAAUUCAUUAUCUAAUUUAUUAACAAUUCUUACAAAACCUUCAUUAAUAUCAGAAAAAACAAUUAAUUAUACUGAUUUACUUUUACCAUCAUCAAAUAAUAAUAAUGAUGAUGAACAACAAAAUAUAAAUUCAAGUGAUCAAAAUAAUGAUCAAUCGAAUAAUAUAAAUGAAGAAAAAACUGAACGAUCAUCAACUGUUAUUUAUACAGGUAUUGAUUUUCAUCAAAUUGAACGUCGUGAUCGUAUUGCUCAAUUAGCAGCCACAUCACAUAGUGAAGAUAAAACACCACCAUUUGUUUUAUAA
Messenger RNA from Rotaria sordida, 2460 nucleotides. The record is from the annotation of a GenBank genome assembly. NCBI's taxonomy places the organism in Eukaryota, Metazoa, Rotifera, Eurotatoria, Philodinida, Philodinidae.